UUUGUCCUCCUGGGUCUGUACGACAGUAAGCUCUGUGUGUCAGAGCUGUGUGACUCAGCAACCCAGAACAGGCUGCUAGCUCUCCACUGCCAUUGUGACGGACAGCAGAGUCCCCUCCCCUUCCUGGACAAGAACUCCAAUCAGGAUGCCUGCCCUGCCUCGAGCCAGGAGUUCGACGCCCUCAACAACCUCAACAGCCCCGCCCCUUGUCAGAACAGAUUUGGACGGGACCAGAACCUCAACCUUACCCUGAGCUCCAGAGUCAAUCCCAUGGAAGGGCUCUCGCUGCCCUCCCCCCCCCAGCCGCAAGCGCCUCGCCCCCCCUCGCUGCCCGUCUCUUCGUCCCUGACCAGACCGGACCCUUCGGAGGUGGACGACCAGGCCCCCGUGACCCCUGACCCCAGCCCUGACCCCAAGCCGAAACACGACCUCGCCAUCGACCCCGACCUCCUCAACGGCAACCUGACCUCCGAGUCCUCGACGUCAAGCGCCGAAACCCCGUCUCAACCCGACGACUUGGUGAACCAAUCACCUCAUGGGAGCGGCAGCAUCAUCACGAACUCCUGUAAAGUGAACAGGAACCCAGCAGUGCAGCAGGACGUCAGUGGAAAGGAGGGGGAUCAUCGUGAGGGCCACGCCACAGAUGAAGAGAAGCUGGCAAGCAGUGUUGGUGUCAGAGCAGACAAAGACCAGAGCAAUCCAGAGAGUUGUGUUUCUCCCAAAGCAGAAGAGGCAGAAUGUUGUUCCAUGUAUGAGGAACCCUGUAAACUGAAGAAUGGCAGUCUGUCAGGAAGUGACACGCCAAAGACAGGAAGUCAGGUCUUGGACUCCAUCUGCAUCAGCGAGGCUGAGAAAACAGCCGUUCUCACCCUCAUCAGAGAGGAGAUCAUCACCAAGGAAGUCGAGGCCAGCGACUGGAAGAGGAAGCAUGAGGAGAGCAGGCAGGAAGUCCACGAGAUGAGGAAGAUAGUGGCAGAGUAUGAGAAGACCAUCGCUCAGAUGAUCGAGGACGAGCAGCGUAACAGCAUGAGCCACCAGAAAUCCCUUCAGAGUGUGAUCAUGGAGAAGGACUCGGCUCUGGGGGACCUGAACUCUGUGGAGCGCUCUCUGUCCGACAUGUUCCGCCGCUACGAGAACAUGAAGAGCACCCUGGAGGGGUUCAAGAAGAAUGAGGAAGUGCUGAAGAAGUGUGCGCAGGAGUACUUGGCGAGGGUCAAGCAAGAGGAGCAGAGAUAUCAGACCCUCAAACUCCACGCCGAGGAGAAACUAGACAAGGCCAAUGAGGAGAUAGCCCAGGUGCGUGGGAAGGCAAGCUCAGAGAGCGUGGCUCUGACGGCCAGUCUGAGGAAGGAGCAGAUGAAGGUGGACUCCCUGGAGAGAGCCUUGCAGCAGAAGAACCAGGAGAUCGAGGAGCUCACUAAGAUCUGUGACGAGCUCAUCGCCAAGAUGGGAACAUCCGACUGAGGGAUUCCAUGAAUUCCCCAAUCAACUAAUCCGGACCCUUCUAGCCUUGCCAACAGCCUAUAGCGUUCCGCUCUGCAUGCAUCCAGCCAAUGAGCAGCUCUGCACCCCUGCUGUGAGCCCACCCUCAGGAUGUUGCUGCUUAACUGGUACACCCUAUAAACACAUCUUAUAGAGCGCACCUUGUCCACAUGCACCAGAUAUUGCACUAAAUAUUUCAUUUAAAACAAGGUCAAUGUUACAUGUGGAUCCUCCUUCUCCUUCACUUCAGGAACGUAUCGCAGCUUCGCACACAACAAAAAUUCUGUCUUGGUAAAAUACUGUAUAUCUCCAGUGUAAAUAAAGUUGUUGUAUUCAAAACCCCUGCAAAUUUCUCCUCCCACAGCAUAAACACAAUACUAGAACCCCUUGGCUGUAGCUGUCAUGGCUUUGCAUACAAGUCCUUAAAUAAAUGUAACUGACAAUGAUUUUAUCUGUACAAAAACCUUCUCCACACCUGCCAUAAUAUCACAGCAAUUCACUGCACUGGCAUGUGUGGAUGGGAGGAUGAAUUGGGGCCAGACUGAUGGGGGUGGGGGUGGCGUGGGCAAGGUCAGGGUCAGGAUGCUUUGUCGCUGAGAGGAUGGAGGAGUUUCUCAAGGAAAUACUGUGGAUAGCUUUUACUAACCUGCGAGGCCUUGUGCUGUUGUUAUAAACUGUGUUCCGUCCUCCAAUGUAACUGGUUUCCUGUGAAACCAGAAUAGCUUCUGUAUGCGUUUUGAGAUUUGCACAUGACUUUUAAACUUUGCCGGUUGUAGACAUCAUUCACCAGUGUUGUGAAAUAUAAUCACCAACUGGAAGUUCAGACAAAAAAAUUGGUGGGCGUGGAUGUGUUUGAAGAAAUGUUAUUUGGAGGAAUGUUUUGCUCUCUCUGGAUCUUUAAACAGGCUGUUCCUUUUACCAUUUGAAACAUAUACCUUUUAGUUCUUGUUUAAGACAAGCUGGUUUGUGAUAAUCCACUUUGUUACAUGCCAACUGUAAAGUUCAGCUAGGUGAACUAAUGCCAUGCCUGUUCAUCCUUCCAGACAAUUUCACGUACCAUCCUUUUAGCUCCAGCAACAAUGAUCAUGUUUAUAUUAGAAAAUGUAUAGUUUAUCAUUCUGUGACCUUUUCUACAAAGAUGAUUUGUAUCUGUACUGCAAAUUCAGAACAAGCACAUACUACAGAUCUGUUGACAUUGUAUUUUGUUUAUUAACAUUUGCCGAGUGUGUACCUUUUGCCUGAAUAAAUAUGAAUAGUUGUGA
Messenger RNA from Hypomesus transpacificus, 2744 nucleotides. RefSeq names its product transforming acidic coiled-coil-containing protein 1-like. Lineage: Eukaryota; Metazoa; Chordata; Actinopteri; Osmeriformes; Osmeridae. The record is from RefSeq and is a predicted model, not a curated record. The transcript has 12 exons. The annotation marks the transcript as partial. Gene Ontology annotation, biological process: cell population proliferation; mitotic spindle organization; cerebral cortex development. Gene Ontology annotation, cellular component: cytoplasm.